AUGUCUGGAAGUGGCUUCUCUUCCCCCGAUGCUGAGCCACCCAGGAAAAGAGUCCGUAAAGGCACCCGAAGUUGCUGGGAGUGCAAACGAAGAAAGAUCAAGUGCCAAUUGAGUUCAGAAGAUGUGCCAGUCUGUUCGGGUUGCCUCACGCGGGGAACGACAUGUCUUAGCCAAGAAUACCCAGAAGAGCGCGAACCAUCAAGCAAUACCCAGAUGGGCGAGAGACUCGGUCGUGUAGAACGCUUGUUGGAAACUUUGGUUGCAAAGGUCACACAAUACGAAGAAGAGGACAAAGUCCAACAAGAUAUCCUCACCCCAGAGUCUAUGGGGACUGAGGAUCUCACGCCCUACACAUCAGCUUCAUCCGGGGUCUCUCAGGAGACCCCUUUCAUGACACUUUUUGACAAUAAUGUUCUCGGUCGUCGAGAAAAUGGUCCUUCAUCAAUGCCUACCCCGGCCCAGUCGAGUAGCGGAACCAAAACUCCUUCUUGCCGGCCACCUAAAAUUGAUCGAAUUCGGCAAACUCUAAUAGACAUACUUCCAUCACAAAGAGAUGCCCAACUAAUAUCUCAAAACAGCAGUUGCUGGCUUCUGAUUCACGCCAUGUCAACGCAUACAACCAGUAUGUUUGGCGACAGAGAGCCUUCGGUAGUGCCUCCUAUCUUUGACCUAGCGGAGAUCUCAAAGAAGCAUCCUACAAUUAUUGCGAGGACUAUAUUGUACCUUGCAGUGUGCCUCCAACAACUAAACCCUGACUUCGAUACCAAACAACUGCAUCUUCUGCCAUCGGUUGAAGCUCGUAUGGAAAGAUAUCUAGCAACUGUCUCUGGUCUUAUAACAUCCGAUGAUGAGUUGAUUAGCACUAUGGAGGGAUUAGAAUGCUUGAGUCUCCAAGGCGUCUAUCACAUCAACGCAGGCAACCCGCGGCGAGCUUGGUUGACUUUCCGAAGAGCUCUGAAUAUAGGUCAAUUAAUGGGCAUCCAUAGACGGUCAACGGAGAUUCCGAAUGGGCAAGAUAUGUGGUUUCAGAUUUUCCAAGCUGACAGAUAUUUAGCUCUUCUAUUGGGUCUGCCUGUUGGCUCUCCUGAUAACGAUUUUGCUCCAGACGAGACAUUUCAAAAUCCGGCUAUCGACAAACCCUUACUCUUCUCGAGAAAGCUCAGUCAAUUGACAGCCUUGGUCAUCGAUAGAAAUCAGUGUGAAAGUUCCAACGCAUAUGCCACGACGCAGCAGAUUGAUGAAAAGCUCGACAACCUCGCGAAGAAUAUGCCAGAGUCCUGGUGGGCAAUCCCUACAUUCUUCGCCGAGGAAGGAACCCCGAAAGCAGCAGAGCAAUUUGAUAGCUUAAUGACUCAAGUGUGGUAUUUCCAGCUGGAGGCAUUGGUUCACCUACCCUAUAUGUUACGUGCUGCUACAGAACGUCGUUACGAAUACAGCAAAUUCAGCUGUCUGAAGUCAUCCAGGGAAAUGAUAUAUCGAUAUCUCGCAAUGCGGAGUACGGCAAAUAGCAGAUUCUGCUGCAAGGUUAUUGAUUUUGGAGCGCUCACAGCUACCGUUACAUUAUUUCUGGGGUUGAUUGAACCUUCUCAAGGGGACGAGACGACCGAAACGCGACAACGGAAAGAUAACGAUCGAAAGUUGAUACACACAGUACUGAAAUCCCUAGAAAUGUUAUCAGACGGUGGCAAGAAUGUGAUAGCUUCGCAAAGCUCCGACGUUAUCCGGUCACUCCUCGCAGUCGAUUCGCCUUCUGGACGAGCGGCUGGGAAUCUCCGUCUUACGAUUCCGUAUUUCGGCACCAUUAGCAUAGUGCGACCGCCCGCGACCAAACUGCCUCCGACUCCUCCAAACCCCACGACGCCGUACGCCGAAAAGCGGCAGACUAUCAUCACGCUCGACAGUAAUUUGAAGCUCAAAGGAACCGAGAAUUCUAAUACUUGGCCAGACAUGUCUUUACCAAGUUCCGACCCUGUCAACAUGCCAAUGGUCUCGUUUACAAGUAGUCGGUACCCUUCGCUGGUCUCUGAUCAAUUGAUGCAGGAUUGGGGUUUGCAGGAGGCGGAUAAUUUGUUCUUCGACAGUCUACUGAAUACGGAUAUAGAUGGGAAUUGGGUUUUGUAA
Molecule: messenger RNA, 2121 nt
Organism: Lachnellula hyalina
Lineage: Eukaryota; Fungi; Ascomycota; Leotiomycetes; Helotiales; Lachnaceae
Gene: sdnS
Product: Transcription factor
Exons: 4
Coding region: 1-2121 (706 amino acids)
Biological process (GO): regulation of DNA-templated transcription; DNA-templated transcription
Molecular function (GO): zinc ion binding; DNA binding; DNA-binding transcription factor activity, RNA polymerase II-specific
Source: RefSeq, a predicted model, not a curated record